CUUCUCGUCCUCCGUGGAAUUCGACCACUAGUACUCUUUGAACCGGCCAAAAAUCAGAAAGGCACCGACUCAUUACGGAGUAGAAGACAGUGAUUCUUAUUGCUCAUCCUUUUGUCUUUCUUUGUUUGUGAAAACGGUGUUGUUUUGCGUUGUGGCCGUCGAGUGUGUUUAUCGACAACCUUUUGUCAUUGUCACGUUCAAAAUCGACAUACCCAGGUGUGUGCAAUAACAGUAACGACAACCUUCUCCAUCACCGACAGAUCAAGGGAGAGAGAUUAUAAAAAAGAGCUCCGCGUGACAGGUGUUUAAGAAGAACAUACAACCAUCACUGUCUAAAUACAUCCAACAUAAUGUCGGAACAGAAUCCCAUACCUCGAAAAUUAUGGCAACACCCAAACCCGCAAAGUACAGAAAUGUACAAGUUCAUCAAGGCGGUCGAGAAAAGACAGGGUCGAACGUUCCGCGACUACGAAGAAGUGUACGACUGGUCAUGCACGAAUCGUUCCGACUUUUGGAAAUCCGUCUUUGAGUAUUUCCCCGUCGUCUACUCCGGCACCGUCCCAGACAAGGUCGUCGACGAGUCGGCCCGCAUGGACUCGAUCCCGAAAUGGUUCACGGGAGUCAAGAUGAACUUCGCCCAGAACGUGUUGUUUUCCGGUUCGCGCGACGGCAAACCCGUCGUCGCCGCGGCCAAAGCGGACGACAAGAUCGCGUGCACGGAGGUGCGAGAGGGUAGUUUCCUCGAACCCAUCCGCCACAUCACAUGGAAGGAACUGCGCGAGAGGGUGGGGUCGUUGUCACAGGCGAUGAAGUCACGAGGGGUUCGAAAGGGGGAUCGGAUCGCCGUCGUUUCGAGUACGAGCAUCGACACUCUGACGGUGUUUCUUGCUGCGACGACGCUGGGAGCUAUGUUCAGCUCCAGCAGUACAGACAUGGGCGUCAAGGGCAUUCUGGACAGACUCUUGCAGAUCAAGCCCCGAUAUUUGUUCAUGGAUGACGCAGCAGUGUACAAUGGCAAGGAAGUCGAUUUGCGACCCAAGAUGAAGGAUAUCAUGGCUGGCAUGCGAGGCGUGGCUGAAUUCCAGGGAAUCGUGGCACAGGUGAGGCACCAACACUCUCCGGUCGACAUUUCUUCGGUGCCACGAGCGCAGACCUGGGCUUCUUUCUUGUCUGCGGCCAAGUCGUCGGCCCUUGAAUUCGAAGAGAUGGACUUUGCCGAUCCUUUUCUCGUCGUCUACUCCUCGGGAACGACGGGGCAGCCGAAAUGCAUUGUCCACGCAAUCGGUGGCGUCGUGCUCAACGGCCACAAGGAGGCAGCGCUCCAUCGCCAAAUUGGGCCCGGUUCGACGCAGUUGCAAUACACCACCACGGGCUGGAUCAUGUACAUGGCCAGCGUAUCGGUGCUCUUGAUCGGUUGCCGGAUGAUCAUGUACGAUGGAAGUCCGUUUGUGCCGGAGCCCACCAACUUCCUCAAGCUGCUGGGACAGGAGAAGGUGACGCAUUUGGGUAUCAGCCCCAGAUAUUUGCAGACCCUCCAGAAUAGCGGCAUCGUUCCCAAGAAGGUGACCGACCUCAGUAACUUGACGGUGGUGUCCAGUACAGGUAUGGUCUUGUCGGAGCAAUUGUUCGAGUGGUUCUACGACGAAGGGUUCCCGCCUUCAGUGCAGUUGGACAACAUCUCCGGUGGGACGGACCUCGUGGGAUGUUUUGGCUGCAGCAAUCCUAUCUUGCCACUGUAUUCGGGUGGUUGCCAAACCCGUUCUCUCGGAAUCCCGGUUAUGGUGUGUGAUCAGACGGUCGAUGGUGGGAAGCCUGUCCCCGUGGAGGAUGGCGUCCCCGGCGAAUUGGUGUCUUAUGGGGCAUUCCCAACCAUGCCCAUAACUUUCAUGGGAGACAAUGGCCCGAAACGGUACUUUGACAGUUACUUCGCGCGGUUCGACAAUGUCUGGACCCAUGGUGAUUUCAUCAUGAUCCAUCCUGUCACGAAACAGGUCAUGUUCCUGGGUCGUUCAGACGGCGUGUUGAACCCCAGUGGUGUCCGUUUCGGAUCGGCUGAGAUAUACAACAUCAUUGAGGCCAAAUUUGCCGACAAAAUCAGUGACAGCAUCUGUGUCGGGCAGAGGAGGCCGCAGGACACGGAUGAACGAGUCAUUCUGUUCUUGUUGAUGAAGCCCGGACAUGACUUCACACCUAAACUGAUCAGAGAGGUCAAGGAGGCGAUUCGAAAAGAAACCAGUCCCAGACACGUCCCCAAGUUUGUGUUUGAGACUAAAGAUAUUCCGACAACGGUCAACUUGAAAAAGGUCGAAUUACCAGUCAAGCAAAUCGUGUCUGGCAAGAUCAUCAAACCAUCUGGAACACUUGCGAACCCACAGAGCUUGGAAUAUUACUAUCAAUUUGCAAAGGACGAGAAUCUGGUCGAUCUGGCCGAGACAAGGGCGAAACUGUAAGACGGUGGUUAAUACUCUGUAAGCGGGUAGAUAGAUGGAUAGACGCAAGGAAUGAAUUAAAC
Messenger RNA from Exophiala oligosperma, 2512 nucleotides. Its product is annotated as acetoacetate-CoA ligase. Gene Ontology annotation, biological process: lipid metabolic process. Gene Ontology annotation, cellular component: cytosol. Bases 351 to 2450 code for a protein of 699 amino acids. The record is from RefSeq and is a predicted model, not a curated record. Lineage: Eukaryota; Fungi; Ascomycota; Eurotiomycetes; Chaetothyriales; Herpotrichiellaceae. Gene Ontology annotation, molecular function: acetoacetate-CoA ligase activity. The transcript has 2 exons.